AUGAAUACUUCAGGAGAGCUUAGAACAUUAAUAGACGUUGGAGAAAUUACAGCAUACAGCUACGAUGAUUUCUCAGAUAUUCGAAAGAUCAACGAAGGCGGUUAUGGAGAAGUUUAUUCUGAAAUAUUCAAACCUAAAGGAAUAACUAUUGCGUUGAAGAAAUUAUUUACUAAUUUAGAUUCUGAUAAAAAGGCCUCUAAAGAAUUUGUAAAGGAGGUGCAACUUCUCCGUAAAGUGGAUCAUCACCCGUACAUUAAUCAAUUACUCGGCAUAACUCAAG
Racocetra persica is the source of this 280-nucleotide messenger RNA. NCBI's taxonomy places the organism in Eukaryota, Fungi, Glomeromycota, Glomeromycetes, Diversisporales, Gigasporaceae. The record is from the annotation of a GenBank genome assembly.